Molecule: messenger RNA, 1690 nt
Organism: Olea europaea var. sylvestris
Lineage: Eukaryota; Viridiplantae; Streptophyta; Magnoliopsida; Lamiales; Oleaceae
Product: putative F-box protein At5g55150
Exons: 2
Coding region: 232-1530 (432 amino acids)
Source: RefSeq, a predicted model, not a curated record
GGUAAGUGUGUGGUAGAAUUUCCACUACAUAACCUAUUAUGCAACUUCUCCCUAUUCUUAUUCACUUAUAAACCCCUAUUCCCGUUUCCUUGCCUUUACAAAACCAAUUGUAAUCAUUCCCAAAAAUCAAAAAUCAACCCCUGCCGUAGCCGUCGAGCAGGACCGCCCAGUGCCGACUCACCGCCUGGCUGUCGAGUGCCGACUUGGGUUAGGUUAGUUUGAUAGCUGAACAUGGCAGAUUGGACGGAUCUUCCAAUGGACAUUUUGGUUGUUAUCGCACAAUGUUUAACUGUAAUUGAGGAUUUUACUUCCUUUACUGCUGUAUGUAAAUCAUGGCAAUCAGUGACUUCAAUAUUGAAGAAGAAACCUUCAUUGCCUACUAGAUAUCCCCGUAUCAUGCUUGCUGAAAAAAUAGAUACCGAAGAUCAACAGAAUCGAGAUGAUCAAGAUGCAUCGAUUCGUUGCUUUCUAAACUUAUUAACCUCAAAGACAUACCAACUCCAGUUGCCAGAAGCGAGGGGCAGGAAGUGCACAGGAGCACAUUACGGAUGGUUGUGGACAAUUGGCAUUGAUUUGCAAAUCAAUUUAUUGCAUCCCUUCUCCAGACAACAAAUUUGCCUGCCUCCUAUGCUGACCCUCCCUGAUCAGUAUGUAUAUGAUGAGAGAUUCAUGCCACAAGAGGUUUGGGGUGUCUUUGUUGCGAAAAUAGUGAUGUCCUCAAACCCUCUUAAGGAUAAAUGUUUACAUGAUUAUAAUGAGGAUUGUACUAUAGUUGCUAUUUAUGGAGAAUAUGCUAUAUUGGUUUUUACAAAAUUAGGAGAUACUGUUUGGACUAACAUCUCCGUCCAAUCUCGCGUUUAUCAAGAUAUUAUUUUCUACAAUGGCAAAUUUUAUGCCGUGGAUGUUCAUGGAGUUGUAGUUGUUUGUGACUUUGAUGACGCCAAUGGCCCAAAAGCAAUAGUUAUCGCCCCUGCUCCAAUUGAAACGAAUGAUACAUAUCAGAAGUAUCUAGUCGAAUCAUCAGGACAUCUUCUACUUGUUGCUCGUUUCCGAAAGGGUAUUUCACUUAAUUUCGAUGAUGAUGUUGACGAUGAGGAAGAGGGUGAUGAUAAUGAGGAGGACAUGGGUGAUGUUGAUGGUAAUGUUAAUGUUGAUGAGGUGGAGGAUGUCAAAGACUGUGGCAACGAAGAGGAGAAAGAAGCUGGAUACUAUACAACUGGCUUUUUUGUUUGGAGGCUGGAUGAAUGUCAUGAGGAGGGGAGUAAUUAUGCAUAUAGAUUAACUCAAGUGACUAGUUUAGGAGAUCAAGCAUUGUUCUUAGGUAGUAAUGUAUCUACAUCAGUUGCCUCGUCAGAAUCUAUCAAGCCAAACUGCAUAUACUUCACGGAUGAUAACUAUGAGCUCUAUUUCGAGGAACCAGGCGGAGGUGGCCAUGACACGGGAAUAUUUAAUAUGGAAGACAAAACCACUCAAUUAAAUUAUGCAGGGGAAUCUCGUAGUAAUAUUUCACCUCCAUUGUGGUACAUUUGAUUUCCAAGGACACAUUGCAUUUUUUGCUUGUCAUUUAAAUUAUUCCUUUCAUUGUUGUUUAUUUAAUUCUACAACAUAUUUGCUUGAUAUUGUAUUUUGGAAAAGCUACAAUCAAACUUAAAAUUCGUUAAGAUAUUCGAGAUUAAUGCUUGUAUUUUGC